This is a messenger RNA of Colletotrichum fioriniae, 474 nucleotides long. RefSeq lists its product as uncharacterized. Lineage: Eukaryota; Fungi; Ascomycota; Sordariomycetes; Glomerellales; Glomerellaceae. The record is from RefSeq and is a predicted model, not a curated record.
AUGAAGUUCCUUCACAUCCUUUCCUACUGCGUUAUCGCGUCAGGCCUCGCCGUACCGAAUACUGCGCCCGAAGCGGAGGUCUCCGUUCGCAAUCCAGCUCAGGCGGUCUCUGUACGCACCGACACCUUCAGCUCAGCCGGCAUCUUCUCUCGAGACCAAAGCAAAGCUUGGAGGGAAGCAGAGAAGGUCGUAGGGAGGCCACUUGAGCACGGCAAAGUGUAUUAUUUCAUGUCCUGCAACCCGGCGUAUCGCAAUCAUUAUGCUACGCGGGAUGCCUACUUGAAGUAUGUUAUAGAUCAAACCGACUGCGUUCACGUUGGUUUGGUCGUUGGAAAGACGUCCAAGUGGUUCAAGAAGUUUGAGGCCGAGUACCUGCACGUGAGAGUCGAUGUGGACAACAACCCGGACGAAUGGUACCAAUCGCGACACGACUGGGAUGGUCCUAUCAUUGAUCAACGGCAAGCAGUGGGUUAA